Messenger RNA from Physella acuta, 1619 nucleotides. RefSeq names its product elongation of very long chain fatty acids protein 7. NCBI's taxonomy places the organism in Eukaryota, Metazoa, Mollusca, Gastropoda, Physidae. The record is from RefSeq and is a predicted model, not a curated record. Gene Ontology annotation, cellular component: endoplasmic reticulum membrane. Gene Ontology annotation, molecular function: fatty acid elongase activity. Gene Ontology annotation, biological process: very long-chain fatty acid biosynthetic process; fatty acid elongation, monounsaturated fatty acid; fatty acid elongation, polyunsaturated fatty acid.
UAAAUCUGUUCAUGGAAAUCUAGAUCAAGAAUCUAGAAUAGAUCAAGAAUCUAGACUAGAUAAAAUUUCUAGAUUCUAGAUCUAGAUCUACUUUUAUCUGAAAUAGCUGCCGCCAUCCCAGGCUAAGUCAGAGAGCCUUAAAAAAAGCUUGAUCUAGAAAUCUAGCUGUGGGUUUUAAAGUCAUCAGUAAAUUGAAUCAGGCACGUCCGUCGGCGCUCGGACAGGGUGCGAUUUUGGCGCUACGGGCUUGACACGAUGGACGAAUUUCUUAACCACUUGUUUUGACACGGCAGUCAAAGCAGUACAUCAACCAGAACAUGUCUGACAUAGAAUUACAUCAACCAAAACACGUCUGACAUAGAAUUACAUCAACCAAAACACGUCUGACAUAGAAUUACAUCAACCAGAACACGUCUGUCAUAGACCUCCAUGGACUCCUUAGUGGACCUACAAGCAGAUGUGAGAGUCAGCCAGUGGUUUUUAAUGAGCUCGCCUCUCCCCACCCUGGUUGUUGUGGCGGUUUACCUGAUGGUCGCAACUCUGGGGCCGCGAGUCAUGAGGAACUUCCACAGCCUGGACCUCAAGUCGGCCAUGAUCUUCUACAACCUCUCCCUCGUGCUUCUGUCCGCCUAUAUUUUGUACGAGUUCCUAAUGUCAACAUGGAGGAACCCAAAGUUUGAGCUCCUCUGUUUGCAGUUUGACAGCAGCACGCAGGAUCUGCCCAUGAGGUUGCUUGGAGCUUGUUGGUGGUUUUAUUUUUCUAAAUUAAUCGAAUUGAUUGAUACGGUAUUUUUUGUUCUAAGAAAGAAGACGAAUCAAAUCACAUUCCUUCACGUGUACCACCACGCAACCAUGCCACUACUGUGGUGGCUGGGAGUCAAAUACGCGGGGGGCGGGGAAGUGUACUUCCCCCCAUCCUUCAACUCCGGCGUGCAUGUAUUGAUGUAUCUCUAUUAUCUACUGGCGGCUCUGGGACCAGCUCUGCGUCCAUACUUGUGGUGGAAGAGGUAUCUCACCUCAUUACAACUGGUGCAGUUCUGUUUGGUGAUCCUCAAAAUCAUCGCUUCGAUGUGUGUGGGAUGUGGUUACCCACCAAUCUUCCAGUACGUCACAAUCAGCUACAUGACGUCACACAUCGUUCUCUUUACCAAGUUCUACUAUCAGACUUAUAAAAUGCCAGCUAAUGAUUUGAGAGUAGGGGAAACUCCAGCUAGAAGUAAAGAUGACUGACUAGCGCUAAAAGUAUCUGCUUUGUAUCUGUCUCAUUGAAUGUCUGUCAGAGUUUCUUCCAGGCAUCUCUUCGGGGAGAGGGGGGAGUGGGGCUCAAGAAAGUCUAGCCCCCGCCCCAAAUGAAAUGGAAUUUAUAUAGAGAAUAUAUCCUUUUACCAGUGUAAGCCCCCGGAAAAUCUAGUCCGCUCCCCCCUCCUGGAGAAAAAAGUCUGAAAGAAACACUGACGUCUGUCUACUUCAAUGAACUGUCAGCGAAAAAGAAAACAAUCGGCACAAAAAUUCUAACCAUUUCCAUUCUCCCAGUAACACUCACGGGCACAGAGGCAACAAUGAUCAAGCAAUGUCACAAUUUGAAAAGUUUUUAUGACGUCAUUAAACCUAACAUAAGC